UCGGGGUGUUGUACCCGCAUAAUCCUCAAUUCAUCAUGUUUGUAGUGUACGUUUGUAUGGCUGGGUCUGCUGUAAGAAUAUCCUCUCCACGGGAAAUGUGAGGGGCAUAUUGUUUUUGACUGCUUCUAAGUGACCAUGGUUGGGGGGUGGUUGUAGAAGGCGGUGAAGCGGAGAAACCCCGGAAUCCAUCCCAACUCCAGAAAAAGAUCUGGGCUUCGCGACAGUCCAUCAGCCAUUACCUCCAAGUACCUCUCAAUACCUCUCGACUCCCAGGUUUUCCUUGCAGGUGUCCAUGUCGGAUACCCCCAAUCGCGCAAGAUGCUGUACGAGAUGAUUGGAAUAGUCCGGUGCGGACCAAAGGGAGCUCCCAACUUGGGUGAGGUGAAAGAAAUCGUCCUCACAGCAGGCCAGCUGAUCCUCCGCCAAGGAGGCGUCAUCCGCUCGCUGGGCAACUGGGGCGUCUUCUCGCUCCCGCGCACCGUGUCGCGCCACCAGAUGCGCCACCACAACGGGCACUACUUCGCGAUGCGCUUCGACUCGUCGUCCGCCACGCAGGAGGCCGUGCGCUCGACCCUCGCCCUCGACCCGCGCGUCGUCCGGAGCAUGAGCGUCAAGCUCGGCGACGGGAAGCUCGAGACGCUGAGCCGGUUCGGGAAGGUGGAGUGGGAUCAGAAGUGAGGGCGGGCCGGUGGACAAGAGUUGAGGGGGGCCGUAUGGGUAGGGGGAUAGAUCAUGGUUGGUGGUUCCGAGAUGGGUGGGAUGGAUGCCUACCUACUUCGAAGGGAUGGGCAGGAUCAUACGAAUCCGAAGGGAUACCCCGCUGAUACCGUGAGAUGGGAGAAGGGAGACAGGCAUCGUGGCGUGCUCAGAACCGAAAAGGGGCUCUCCUACUUCAGACACGCCCCCGGGCU
Messenger RNA from Phialemonium atrogriseum, 911 nucleotides. Its product is annotated as ribosomal protein S6. Gene Ontology annotation, cellular component: ribosome; mitochondrial small ribosomal subunit. Gene Ontology annotation, molecular function: small ribosomal subunit rRNA binding; structural constituent of ribosome. The transcript is spliced from 3 exons. Gene Ontology annotation, biological process: translation. The record is from RefSeq and is a predicted model, not a curated record. Bases 319 to 678 code for a protein of 119 amino acids. NCBI's taxonomy places the organism in Eukaryota, Fungi, Ascomycota, Sordariomycetes, Cephalothecales, Cephalothecaceae.